Molecule: messenger RNA, 4980 nt
Organism: Clupea harengus (Atlantic herring)
Lineage: Eukaryota; Metazoa; Chordata; Actinopteri; Clupeiformes; Clupeidae
Product: protocadherin alpha-3-like
Exons: 2
Coding region: 1073-3493 (806 amino acids)
Biological process (GO): homophilic cell-cell adhesion
Cellular component (GO): plasma membrane
Molecular function (GO): calcium ion binding
Source: RefSeq, a predicted model, not a curated record
UAAUGCUUUAUAACACAUGCGUCCACCAUUCCAGGCAUUACUUUACGACAGGUUGGUUUCGUCAGGUUUCUCACAGGUCUUUCCUGUAAAUGGCAAUCGGUGGUGAGACAAUCGGUAGCCUGCACUGGUGUAUCAGAGAAAGGCUGUGGAACGUCGUUGGCUUAAUUCAAUAAUGUUGUACAUUUAAAGCGGAACAUACAGUAGGUGUUGCGUGGACUGGCAGAAUGAAUGGACUGGCAGUUUGUGCUCUGUUUGCAUUUUCACCUGUUGAAUGUAUUUGUCUGUCUUGUAGUUUAGGAAUGUAGUUUGUUGACAGCGCUGCUGACACCUCCUUUCGUUCUCCUUGCAGUAUAUCUUAGUCAUUCACUUCACCGUCAUCCAUCUUUUUUUCUCUUUGCCUAAAUUAUUGAACGGUACCACAUGGCCCAUUAUGGAAAGACUCUGAACGACCAUUUCGUUGUGGCUCAUGGUUACGUGGCACUUAAAAGCCCUUUCUCUCUCUAUCUACUUUUGAUGGGAGUAGUAGCACAGAUGUAAAGGCGAUGAAACCAAUACAUGUGUUGUGUGGGUUUCCACAGCUGAAAAUGUGUUAUAUACUUUACAGAUAUGCAUACGUCAUCUGUAGGAUGACGACUGAAUCGCCAAUUUUGUACACGACUGCUCAAAAGCAGUCAAUGUCCAUAGCCGACGUACAGCUUCAAACAUGGAAAUAUGCUAACAAGGGUAUCGGUGUUUUCUUAUAUUAUUGAAGUUAAUGGAAAAACUAGUCAAACAAGACUUACACUGUAAUACACAGCCAGACGCAUGGUGUCAGUGUACAUCUAAUGUUGCACUUCCACUUUGAGAGGAAAUGCAUCAUAGUUUUAAGGUCCUGCCUAUCGGAGGGGUCCAAGUAAACUGGCUUAGCUACACCUGCCUUUCACCGCACAGACGAACCAUAUCGCGGAUUCAGAUAUCGGUUUUCGCCAAUAUCAGGAAAACUAUUAACUGCAGAUCUGAAGGUCAAUGGAUGGACACUGUUUUGAUUUGGAUAUGAUUUAAGAAAAAAGCACAGUUCUUUGUGGUCGAGAACAUGGAACAAAGGCGAUGUGGAUGGUGGGAGAGAUGGCAAUGGCUAGUAUUUUUUGCUGCCUUUUUGUCUGGGAAAGGAUCUUUGGCACAAAUACGAUACUCUGUUUCUGAGGAACAUGAGAAAGCUAUUGUUGGGAACAUUGCAAAGGAUUUGGGGAUUGACGUACGGACAUUGAAGGAACGAGGGUUUCGUAUCGUGUCAGACUCAGACAAUUCCCUUUUCACGGUAAACCAAAGCGAUGGUACUUUGUAUGUGAAUGGUAAAAUAGACAGGGAAGAUGUUUGCGAGCAAAGCAGCACGUGCUUGAUUAAUCUCAAAACAAUUCUCGAAAACCCGUUAGAGAUCCAUUAUGUGAUGGUGGAGGUGGUAGAUAUUAAUGACCAUUCCCCGAGCUUUCUUGAACGAGAAACGCGUUUAGAGAUAUCAGAAUCUGUACCCCGUGGGGUGAGGUUUCAGCUUCAGCCAGCACACGACCCGGAUGGAGGUAUACAUUCAAUUGCGCUGUACAAACUGAGUCAAAAUGAUCAUUUUAGUUUAGAGGUAAAAGAUCGUGGGGAAGAUGGAAAAAUUCCCAUUCUGAUCUUACAAAAAACUCUAGAUAGGGAAGUUUCCACAACCCACAAGUUAGUGCUUACCGCUAUCGACGGUGGGAAACCUCCAAAGUCGGGAACAACGGAGAUAACGAUUGAUGUUUUGGAUGUGAAUGAUAACGCACCACUUUUUACAGAGGACAAAUAUACGGUCACGCUAAAAGAAAAUGCACCAAUUGGAACAACAGUUAUCCAAGUAAAUGCGAGUGAUUUAGAUGAAGGUUUAAAUGGCGAGGUUGUGUACUCUUUCGGUAACAUUGUGAACAGUAAAUUACGCAAGUUGUUUGAUUUAAACCCAGUCAGUGGGGAAAUCACUGUAAAGGGGCAUAUAGACUACGAGGGAAAGGAUAACUAUGAGUUAGACAUACAAGCCUCAGAUAAGGGACCUGCUCCUCUGACAACAGACAAAAGUGUUACUAUAAAGAUUGUGGACGUUAAUGACAACAUACCUGAGAUUAAGGUGACAUCCUUCUCAAGAGCAGUCUCAGAGGAUUCUAGGCCUGGAACAACAGUUGCAUUGAUCAGUGUGAGGGAUUUAGACUCUGGUGUCAAUGGUAAAGUGUCUUGUUCAUUACCUAAGCACUUACCUUUUAAACUGGUGGCGUCCUCACAGGAUAACAUAUACUCCUUAAUCACUAGCUCCCCACUGGACAGGGAGAAAGAGUUUCAAUAUGAUGUCACUUUAACUGCCGUAGAUUCGGGACAGCCACCUUUGUCAUCUGAGAAGACAAUAACAGUGCUGGUAUCAGAUGUCAAUGAUAACAGUCCGGAGUUUUCAGUCAGCCAGUAUGAAUUUUAUGUGGUAGAGAAUAAUGUUCCUGGUGAAUCUAUUUUCUCAGUGUAUGCCUCCGAUAAAGAUCUUGACGAAAAUGCCCUAGUUCGCUAUCAGAUUUGCAGGGAUUGUGGAGAUGACAGUAAAUAUGCAUCUUUUCUAAACAUCAAUUCAGAAAACGGGAACGUCUACGCGCUUAAAAUCUUUGAUUUUGAAACAUUGAAAUCUUUUCAGUUUCAGGUAUUAGCAAGUGACAGUGGGAAACCAUCCAGAGGAAAGAAUGUCACAGUUAAUGUAUUUAUACUGGAUCAAAAUGAUAAUGCCCCAGUGAUCUUGUCUCCUGUGAGUCUUAAUGGCACCUCAGAAGGUGUAGAGGAAGUUCCUCGUAAUGUGAACGCAGGUCAUUUAGUCACAAAAGUGAGGGCCUAUGAUGCUGAUGUGGGUUACAACGGAUGGUUGUUAUUUUCAUUACAAGACGUCACCGACCACACGCUCUUUGGUUUGGACCGUUACACCGGGCAGAUAAGAACCCUUCGGCCCUUCACUGAGACGGACGAAUCCCAACAUAAACUGGUCAUACUGGUCAAAGACAAUGGGAACGUUUCACUCUCUGCGACUACGACACUCAUUGUUAAGGUGGUGGAGCCAAAAGAGGCGUUUGCCGCUUCGGAUGUUAAAAACUCAGUAAGCAACGAGGAGGGCGAUGUUACAUUUUAUCUGAUCAUCACAUUGGCAUCAGUAUCAGCACUGUUUAUAAUCAGUAUCAUUGUGCUGAUUGCCAUGCAAUGUUCCAAAUCAACAGACUAUUCGUCCAAGUACUUACAAGAUCCAAAUUAUGAUGGAACCCUGUGCCACAGUAUUCAGUACAGAUCUGGUGAUAAAAGGUACAUGUUAGUUAAUCCCAGAAUGAGUAUCGGAUCUACUAUAGUUCCGGGGAGUAAUGGGAAUACUCUCGUGAUUCCAGAUCGAAGACAACGACUCUCUGUGGAGGUGAGUACUCUUCCUAUCACAGACACAUACACUGAGACCAGAGAAUUCCUCAGAGUUUCUAUACUCUAAUGCAAAAUCCAUCUUUCAAUUUCCAGUCUUCAAUUCAUGAAACUAUUUUAUGAAAAUAGUUUAUUUUGAAUUUCACCUGAGGAAAAAAACCCUGAGAAUUCUGAGGUCUCUAAACAAUGUGCUCUUCCAUGCAUUUACCACACCUUCAUGCCUAGGAAUGACACUUCGGAAAAACACACACACACACACAAUACAAACAACAUCCAAAUGACAUUUCUCAACAACAAAAAAAACAUCCUCACAAUACAAACGUCACCCAUUCAUGUCACUGGCCAUACUGACUCACAAUCUGACCUUCUUCACCCAAAUGAAACAUCUGAAAUCUCCCCUUACAUCUUUGACUCUCUCCUCCUCCUCCUCCUCAGUCCAAAAGCCCCUGUGCCUCGCAUCCCCUGUAUUAUUCAAUGCGUUCUCUGAGUAAGUGCGUCGAGGCUGCAGCGUUGACCUCAAGGUGAUGCGGAUCUGCAAAGCGGUGUGUGUGUGCCGCACCGCUGCAGGUUUGGCUUCCCUAAGCCAGACUUGGACAAAGGCAUAAUGUGAUGAAUUGCUUCCCCUGUAGGUCAUUGUAGCAUUAGUAUUGACAAUAGAUGUGUGUGUGUGCGCGCAUGCGUGUGUGUGUGUGUGUGUGUGUGUGUGUGUGUGUGUGUGUGUGUGUGUGUUACAGUUGCCUCCAUACAUGAUGAGAGUGACUCAGUAAUACACUUUGCUAGGGGGCAUAUUGGUUCCACCCACUCCACUAACCCUAACAGAAAUCCAUAUUCUUUGCUGCAAAAGAGACAAUGGUGUGCUGGUGCUGCUUGUAGAGCAAGCGCCUUACACUCACGCAGCCACACUGCACUCCUCCAGAAUGAUUUUGGUUUGAAUCCACCUUGUCGAGGGGAGAAUGAUAUUGCUGUGCUUCUUGAUUUUGCUAUUGACGUGCAGUAUAUGAUAUAAUAAAGAGAAUGGGUGUGUGUUUAACUGUGCGUGUGUGUGUGUGUGUGUGUGUGUGUGUCUGUGUGUGUGUGUGUGUGUGUGUGUGUGUGUGUGUGUGUGUGUGACAGAGAGAGAGAGAUACGAUGUAUUGCCUUUCAAGGAGCGUAGUGUCGAACGCCAUGAGGAGGGGCUCUGUGCUCACGGGUGACACAGCUGAUUCUGUUAUCUGAUAGCCAGGAUGGGGAACAUUAUGAGACGAUCAUUUCAUUUCCCUGAAGUGCGGGGUGGCACAGCUUCACAGAGGGAGAAAUGUAAUACUCCUGUGUGUGUGUGUGUGUGUGUGUGUGUGUGUGUGUGUGUGUUUGAGAGAGAGAGAGAGAGAGAGAGAGAGAGAGAGAGAGAGAGAGAGAGAAAGAGCAUGUUAUAGCAGUCUAUUGUCUGCACCACAAAGCACUGUCUGAUUUCUCCUGUGAUGAGGUUGACUCAAAAAUGGUAAUCUCCCCCUGGUGGUCAGUGGUUGUACCUGACCCGGCUGCGUGUCUCUGUGUGUGUGUGUGUGUGUGUGUGUGUAG